CAUCAUCGUUAUUCAACCAACUCGGCAGUCUCCUUUACUGCCUCCCCGUCGUCCUCUCCUCCCCAACUCAACCUCAAUUACACAUCGCCCUCCGAUCGAUGCCCACGAUGGGGACAACUCAAAGGCCUCAGCCUCCGGUGGCCAAGAAGGUGGAGCACCUCAUGGAGAUGUUCGGCGACGUGAGGGUUGACAACUUCUACUGGCUCCGCGAUGACGCCCGCUCUGAUCCCGACGUCCUCUCUUACCUUCAAAAGGAGAAUGCCUAUACUCAUUCCCUCAUGUCCGGCACGCAAAAUUUUCAAGAUGAGCUCUACGCGGAGAUAAGGGGCCGGAUCAAGGAGGAUGAUGUGUCUGCGCCUGUGCGCAAAGGGGCUUACUACUACUACCGGAGGACUCUGGAGGGUAAGGAGUACGUUCAGCAUUGUAGGUGUCUUGUACCCAAUCCAGAGGUCCCACCUUCUGCAAACGACACGAUGCCUACAGGACCUGAUGCUCCUCCGGAGCAUGUUAUCUUGGAUGAGAAUGUUAAGGCUCAAGCUCACGAUUAUUAUGUCAUUGGUGCUUUCAAAGUUAGUCCGAACAACAAGCUCGUGGCCUAUGCGGAGGAUACAAAAGGGAACGAGAUUUAUACCGUUUAUUUCAUUGAUGCCGAUACUGGGGUUCCCUUGGGGAACCCUAUAGUGGGUGUGUCUUCCUAUCUCGAAUGGGCAGGUGAUGAGUCUUUAGUGUACAUCACCAUGGACGAGAUUCUCCGCCCUGACAAGGCAUGGUUACAUAAAUUGGGAACUGAACGAUCAACGGAUCGUUGUCUUUAUCACGAAAAGGAUGAGACGUUUUCUCUGGAUCUUCAACCUUCUGAGAGCAAGAAGUUUUUGUUCGUUGCAUCUGAAAGCAAAAAUACAAGGUUCAACUUUUACCUCGAUGUUUCAAGGCCUGAAGAUGGGCUUAAAGUUCUUACACCUCGUCUGGAUGGUAUCGACACAUCCGUCAGCCAUCGUGGGGAUCAUUUCUUUAUUAAGAGGAGAAGCGACCAGGUUUUCAAUUCAGAGAUAGCAGCUUGUCCGAUGGACAAUACAUCUGCAACUAAGGUUCUUCUUCCGCACAGGGAAAGCAUAAAAAUUCAGGAUAUGCAACUCUUUAAGGAUAAUCUUGUUGUAUAUGAGCGUGAAGAGGGUCUACCAAGAGUAACUAUCUAUGGCCUUCCAAAUGUUGGAGAACCGCUUAAGAGUCUUCAAGUUGGCCAUAGAGUUGAUUUUAUUGAUCCUAUAUACUCAGUGGAACCAUCAGAGUCACAGUUUGUUUCCAGCAUUUUACGCUUUGAGUAUAGCUCAAUGAAGACGCCACACUCGGUGUACGAUUAUGAUAUGAAAACAGGCAUUUCUGUUUUGAAGAAGAUUGAAGCAGUGUUCGGGGGUUUUGAUGCUCUAAAUUAUGUCACUGAAAGGAAAUGGGCAAAUGCUCCUGAUGGCACUCGGAUUCCUUUAUCAAUUGUUUAUCACAAGCAUCGAGUGAAGCUUGAUGGGUCGGACCCAUUGCUACUUUAUGGCUAUGGUUCUUAUGAGGUAUGCAUAGAUCCCAGUUUCAAGCCAUCAAGGCUAUCUUUACUAGAUCGAGGUUUUGUUUAUGCAAUAGCUCACAUCCGAGGAGGUGGUGAAAUGGGGAGGAAGUGGUAUGAGGAUGGGAAAUUUCUUAAGAAAAAAAAUACUUUCACGGAUUUUAUUGCUUGCGCUGAGUAUUUAAUAGAAAACAAAUACUGUUCAAUGGAAAAAUUGUGCAUGGAUGGAAGAAGUGCCGGAGGAUUGCUCAUUGGUGCUGUUCUUAAUAUGAGGCCUGACUUGUUCAAGGCUGCUAUUGCUGGAGUACCUUUUGUUGAUGUUUUGACGACAAUGCUGGAUCCAACUAUUCCCCUUACUACUUCAGAGUGGGAGGAAUGGGGUGACCCGCGAAAGGAGGAGUUUUACUUCUACAUGAAGUCAUAUUCCCCUGUUGAUAAUGUUAAGGCACAAAAUUAUCCAGACAUUCUUGUGACAGCUGGUUUAAAUGAUCCACGUGUUAUGUAUUCGGAACCUGCUAAGUUUGUAGCAAAACUGAGGGAUCUGAAGACUGAUGAUAACCUGCUGUUAUUCAAGUGUGAAUUUGGUGCUGGUCAUUCUUCAAAGUCAGGAAGAUUUGAGAAGCUUCAAGAAGAUGCAUUCAUGCAUACUUUUGUAAUGAAGGCUUUAAAUAUGAUUCCUGACCAUGGAUCUGGACAGAACUGAUGGAUUGCUGCCGCCUUAGGAGAUGAAAGAAUCCUCAGUGCCUCACUAAUCGCUCAACAGUAUCAGCAACAUCUUGCAUGGUAAUUUUGUGAAGGAUGAUUAUCAACGUUCUGAAUGUUUUAAUGUUGUAUUACCUUCCCAAGGGAAGAAAAAUGAAUAAUUUACAAAAUCAUGCCGAUUCAUUUCAGGUGGUUUAAGAUAAAAUAGUAUGGAAAACAGUAGUACGCUAAGGGAUACAAGAUGCCAGAUAUCCUGCGUUUCUGGAC
Molecule: messenger RNA, 2524 nt
Organism: Carya illinoinensis
Lineage: Eukaryota; Viridiplantae; Streptophyta; Magnoliopsida; Fagales; Juglandaceae
Product: protease 2
Exons: 10
Coding region: 99-2258 (719 amino acids)
Biological process (GO): proteolysis
Cellular component (GO): cytosol
Molecular function (GO): serine-type endopeptidase activity
Source: RefSeq, a predicted model, not a curated record